Molecule: messenger RNA, 456 nt
Organism: Caenorhabditis bovis
Lineage: Eukaryota; Metazoa; Nematoda; Chromadorea; Rhabditida; Rhabditidae
Source: the annotation of a GenBank genome assembly
AUGUCGGAAUUUAUGAAAGGUGUGAAAUUGUUGAAACACGAUCUAACUGAGGUUGAUGCUGGGGAAGCUCUUCAGGGAAAGGUGGUAGCCCUCUACUUUUCCGCCGGUUGGUGUCCUCCAUGUAAGCAGUUCACUCCAAAACUCGUGCGGUUUUAUUCCAACUUGAAAGCCGCUGGAAAACCAAUUGAAGUUGUAUUUUUCUCGCGUGAUCGAACGAAAGAAGAUCUCGAAGAAAAUUUCACCGAAAAACACGCCGAUUGGCUUGCGGUCAAAUUUGGCGAUCCGAUAAUGGCAAAAUAUCAGACAAAAUACGAAAUUAAAACAAUUCCGGUGGUUCGUGUAAUUAAUGCAGCCGGUAAAAUGGUUGUCGCUGAAGGAAAAGCUCAAGUCGUGGAAAGUGGAAAAUCUGAUCCAAUGGGCUUGUUUGCAAAAUGGGAAGCUGCUUGCAAUAAAUAA